AUGACGCAGGACGAGACGGACCGCCUACUACGGCCUCGCGUAGCAAGCCACGCUGCUGCGAUUCCAGCGGUAGUAAGCAGCGACUCGCGCCAGCCAGCCACCUCUUCGGUACCUGCACCUGCAUCGUCGGCACCGAGAAGAAGAAGAUUCCUGAAGUGUUUGCUGGUCGAUGCAGCGCUUUAUGCCUCAUUCUUGGUGUGCUGGUCGGCAAGCCACGCGGGGCUUCUGAAUGGCUCCGAUGGAUCGCGUGCUGCUAGCACCCUCCGCUCUGCGAUGCGCGCUGCCGUUCGCGAAGCGAAGGAGUUGCAGCUGAUGCGCAUGGAAUUUCUGUUGACAGCGACGGGAAGCCUAGAGGAGGACGAAGCGGGAGAUGAGGUAGCGAGCCUUGCUCUGCCUGUGCAUGAAGAGCGACCCAAGGUCCAGGCUUCGAUCCAAGAGGCCGAAGAGCACGCGCGCUCAGUGAAGAUGUUGCCAGCGAACGAGAGCAAGAAGCGCCGAUUGAAAUGCGUCGGCUGGCGCGCCACCAGCCUUUGCACUCCACACGGGCCCCGUGAACCAAAGAAUGACAAGGACUGCUAUAAAGUCAUCCCCAACUCGUUGUCUGGCUACUGCGAGGUGGAGGAUCAAGAUACGGGUGAGCUCUUCCGCGUGAUGAAGCGCUACUGCGCGAGUUUGCGGUACGAUGCAACUUUCCGGUGUAGUGAGGCUCCGAAUCUGGUCAACUACCAGUUGGAGUCUCUCGAGGCCGCCGAGAAGGCACUUGUGCCAGGUUUUGCUCUUCCAAAUGUUGUUGAAUCAACCACCCAGCCGCGCGACGGGAUCGUCAUGGUGGUGUAUCCCAGGCUGAUUCCCAGUGCCUACGCUACUAUUCGAGCGCUUCGGGCGGUGUUGGGAUGCCAGCUUCCGAUCGAAAUCUGGUACCGAGAGGCCGAGAUUCGUGGUGGCCCCGAAGCCCUUGCACCGCUACUGGAGUUGGCGAAUACAAGUGGCGCUGGAGGCGGUAUCUCUUUUCACAAGAUCACUGACCACUGGGCCACAGGGUUUGGAGCCAAAGUAUUCGCCGUCUACAACAGCUUCUUCGAGCGAGUGCUGUUCCUCGAUGCGGAUAACGUCCCUGCGCGUGAUCCAACCUACAUGUUCGAAUCACAAGAGUUUGUGGACACUGGGGCAGUCUUCUGGCCGGACUUCUGGCAUCCAGGCCACACGAUCUUCAAUAUCCACGGCCAAUCGCUCCUCUGGGAAGUACUGGGGACGACGUUUGUGAACUCUUUUGAGCAAGAAAGUGGGCAGCUUCUCAUUGACCGCAAACGGCACGCUGCUCCGCUAGAGCUGGUGAAGUUUUACACCUUUCGGCGCCCAAAUCCUUUUACGCGACUCAAGCUUGCCUACGGGGAUAAGGACUUGUUCCGAUUCGCCUGGAUGAAGCUCGAUAUCCCGUUCACAAUGAUUCAGACGCCCCCUGCCGUGGCAGGCAAGGUCACCAAUGGGUCCUUUUGUGGAAUGACUAUAGUGCAGCACGAUCCGAGGGGCGAUGUGUUGUUCUUGCACCGCAAUUCCAACAAGCUUACGGGGCAGGUGAAGCGCGAGGUUAUUUACUACCGACCGCAGGCCAUCAAAAACGUCCGCGAGAAGCUGCUGAAGGAAGGCAUCGACCGCGUUCCCGAUCAACAAGCAGUAGACGAAGAGAUUGCAAGGCUUCGCUCGACGCCAGCACCUACGAUGGAACCUCCCGAACCCGACGGACUGCCAGAUCCUGCUAUGUGGACGCACCUGUUGUCAUUCAACACUACUUCGCAGCGAGGCUUCUACAAAAUCCAGCCCUACAGAGCUACUCCGCAGUUCCCGGAUUGGCAACGCUGCUACGGUCAGCGAGAGUUAAGCAAGAACCGGCAUUUCUACACUCAAGAAUUUGCAAACCUGCCAUUUCCUGAGUUAGAGAUGCAUAUUCGCAAGUUUGCUCACGAAGCAGAGCAGAUCCGUCAACGCAAAGUACAAAACCCGAACUAG
Molecule: messenger RNA, 2007 nt
Organism: Phytophthora sojae
Lineage: Eukaryota; Oomycota; Peronosporomycetes; Peronosporales; Peronosporaceae
Exons: 2
Coding region: 1-2007 (668 amino acids)
Biological process (GO): mannan biosynthetic process
Cellular component (GO): Golgi apparatus
Molecular function (GO): alpha-1,2-mannosyltransferase activity
Source: RefSeq, a predicted model, not a curated record